AUGUGUUUGGUUGGUCAACGUAAUGGAAUCCCCCAUUCCAUAAGUCAUUCCAUUCCCUCAAAUUCAUUUUAUCCACUCCCACUGUUUUUUCCCCAUUUCAUUCCCUCUCUCACCCUACGUCACAAAAACCGCCCAUCACCACCACCACCAUCUUCCGCCACCACCACUUGCCAUCGUCACCAUCCGCCACCAACCUCCGCCGACCACCACCAUCGUCCUGCGCCACCACCGCCAUUGACUACCAUCGUUGCCACCCGCCAUUGCAGACCUCGACCACUACCACCACCCUCCGCCGACCACGACCACCACCACCAUCCUCCGCUGCCACCACCCGCCACUGUCGACCACCGCCACCCCGACCGCCGACCACCGCCACCCUCCGCCGACUGGCCAACCCGACCACUACCACCACCCUCCACCGACCACCACCACCAUCAUCAUCCGCGGCCACCACCUGCCGUCGUCGACCACGACCACCCACCGUCGUCGCCACGACCACCACCUGCCGCCACCACAAUCUCCGCCACCCGCCACCGCAGACCACCGCCAACCCUGAACAUCGUCGCCGCCACCGCUAACAACCGUCACCCACCGACCAUCGCCACCCACCGUUACUACCACCGCCACCCAUCACUGCCACCGCCACUAGCCGCCACCGAUCACCGCCACCACUCAUCGCUGAUUUAG
Messenger RNA from Helianthus annuus (common sunflower), 687 nucleotides. Its product is annotated as extensin-3-like. The transcript has a single exon. Bases 1 to 687 code for a protein of 228 amino acids. NCBI's taxonomy places the organism in Eukaryota, Viridiplantae, Streptophyta, Magnoliopsida, Asterales, Asteraceae. The record is from RefSeq and is a predicted model, not a curated record.